Molecule: messenger RNA, 390 nt
Organism: Auxenochlorella protothecoides
Lineage: Eukaryota; Viridiplantae; Chlorophyta; Trebouxiophyceae; Chlorellales; Chlorellaceae
Exons: 2
Coding region: 1-390 (129 amino acids)
Biological process (GO): protein folding; positive regulation of ATP-dependent activity
Cellular component (GO): cytosol
Molecular function (GO): ATPase activator activity; protein-folding chaperone binding
Source: RefSeq, a predicted model, not a curated record
AUGGGCGGCACCUUUGAGGAGCGGGCCGUGGGCAUGGAGUGGGUCAAGGCGUCGCUGGGGGAGCUGUUGAGGAGCACGUCGGUCUCCGUGGGGGGCUCCACCCUCUGCGUCGCCGCCAUCUCCUCCUGCACGGGCGAGGCCCACCAGUGGCUGGUCCGGGGCCGCAAGAGGGCGGGCUUUGAGCUGGAGGUCGACCUCGCCCUGACCCAGGACGGGGAGGCGAUGGGCAAGUUGUGCUUGACCCAGAUCUCCAGCGACGACCUGGAGGAGAUGCAGCUGGCGUACCGGAGCGAGGGGCCGGGGCUGAGUCCUAGUGCAGUGCACUCCGCCUUCCACCCGACGCUGCUGGCUGCAUUCAAGGACCUGCUCGAGAGAAUCAAGGCUCGAUGA